Molecule: messenger RNA, 2047 nt
Organism: Bradysia coprophila
Lineage: Eukaryota; Metazoa; Arthropoda; Insecta; Diptera; Sciaridae
Product: protein-lysine N-methyltransferase SMYD4-like
Molecular function (GO): protein binding
Source: RefSeq, a predicted model, not a curated record
CCUUUGAGCACACAACAUAACAGAAUCUUCAUGGUCAACAUAAUAUUCUAAUACAUUUCCUGAAAAAAAUUCUGAAACGUUUCAGUUGUGGAUAAAGCGGGAAGUGCAGCACAUCGGUUUGGUCGGCUCGGUAGAACUCUGUUUGUAGUAAAACGCCAGCAUUAAAUUAGAAACAUUAAAACAAAUUUGAGCUUCAACAUAAACAUUCAAGAUCAACAUGUCUGUUGCCCAAUAUACACAAAAGGUGCUAGCAAACUUACCAUGCGUCAAUGGUAAAAGUUUAAUGGAAUUUUACAAGGAAAUGCUGCUUAAAAUAUCCGCAAUGCAACGUUUGGACUUUUUAGCUGAGACCAUCGAUGAACAAAGUGAUUUUCUACCAACAAUCGAUUGGAGUAACGGCAAAAACGACGAAAAGUCGCAACAGUUUCGCUAUGUUGGAAAUGAAUGCUUUACGCGCUUUGAAUUUGUUGAAGCUUUGAAAUGGUACAACAAGGCCCUGGCCCAUGCCAAAUCGAAAGAGAAUAUAGGCGUUUGCUACGCAAACCGAUCGGCUGCUUACUUCAAAUUGUCGAUGUUCAAAGCUUGCAUGGUAAAUGUCAGAGCCGCUCUCAAUUACGUACUGAGCGAUCGUUUGAAAGCAAAAUUAUAUCAACGUUAUGUACGAGCUCAAGAUGAACUACUAGCAACAGGGAUUAAACCGCAAGAACGCAAUAUAAUAGAAUUGAGUCGCCCAGCCAAAGGAAGCCAGCCAUUUUACAUCAAUUGUUUAUCGAAGCAACGUGAUGCCAUUGUUACCAGCGAACCGUUGCAGCCUGGAGAUGUUAUUUCGUUAGAGAAACCGUACAGUCAAAUCUUAAGCCAAAGUCACGUCUACGAACGAUGCACUUACUGUCUAACGAACAAAGCAUAUUUGUCAAUGAUCCCAUGCCCGAACUGCAGUUCCGCGAUGUUUUGCAGCGGGGUGUGUUACAAAAUGGCCAUGAAAGUCUUUCACCAUUUCGAGUGUCCGAUGAUCGACGGACUUUACAAUUUUCUCCCGGACUCCAUGUACCUCGGCCUUAGAACCGUAUUCACCAGCUUCCACGAAUGCAAUUGGUCAAUGGACGACUAUCAAAACAGGAUCAUUAUGUGCUUCGGCGAUGAGACUGAACCAUUCGACGUGAACGUAACGGAGCCUGGCGAGACCGCCAACGAAAAGGUCUUCCUGAUGAUCCACAAUAUGACCAGGUCUUUCAACUUUUCGAUGGAACAGCACGUUGCUGUGGUCGUUGUGGCGGAAAAAUUAAAAUCACUUUUUGGCUCGUUGUUCAAUCGUGAUGCGAUCACUGCAAUUAUGUUCUCCGUGUCCAUUUUUCACAUGAUUCAAGUCAGCCAGGAACAUGGUGUGCUGUUGGAGGAAACUGCGUUCAGCGGUGAUGGUGUUGGAAAUGACAUAACUACUUACGGUUGCGGUAUGUUUCCAUUCGCCAGCAACUUUAAACUUUCCUGUGCGCCGAACGUUCUGCUUCUGAAUAAUAACGGCACUUUGAUUGGUUUCGCUAUGACUAAAAUCAACCGCAACGAACCGAUCGAACUGGGACUAAUGUCUCGAAAUCACUUUUUAACCGAUAUGAACCGCCGCAGUGAACGUUCUAAGACAUUCAGCGGCCGAUGUUGUCACUGUACAGCUUGUGAAGAGGAUUUCGAAUUAUAUACCGAUAUACAGCCAUUCGACGGACGUCGGUAUUCGCCACCGAUUCCAGUGAUCGCAGAGAAGUGUUUGAAAUUUACAGAGAUUGUCCGUAGUGUAAAAUUUAUCCUCUACUACCUAAACACGAAUCGUAACUUGCCGUACAUUAGCAGAGAGGUGGGUUGGUGUAUCCAAGCAAUGAUACAAUUACUGCGGCAACUGGUGCAAGCAUAUGAUACGGACCUAAUGUUUACUGAAUAUUCGAGAUUAAUCCGAAAUGAUUGAUGUUUUUGACAUGUAUUUAUUGCGGCGUUCUGUGCUGCCUUGUGCCGUCAAUUUUUAUAUUUUUAUAUUAAAGUACACUUCCCGGUAAACAGA